CAAGCUCGUAACAGUAUCAAUGACGCUAUUCAGUGUUGCUGCGAAUGCAAAAAUAAAGUUCCCCGUGGCUGAGAUUUUUAUAUGUGAAUUUAUUGUUACUAUAUUUUAUAAUAUAAUAUAUUUAACUUAUUAUAAUAUAACCUGAUUCUAUAUUAUUUAAUGUUUAUUUCUGUAGUAUUGCUUUUGAGCAAUACUACAGAAAUUGACUUGAAUUGACAUUACUACAGAAAAUGACAUAAUUGCCGUUUAUUAGGGUUCCGUACCCAAAGAGUAUAUAUGUCUGUCAGUAGACUGUAUCUUAUGGACCGUAAUAUGUAGAAUUUUUAUAGAAUGUGUAUUUAUAUUGCUGCUAAAACAACAUAAAAUAAAAAAAGAAAACUAGUAAAAUAUUAAAGUACCCAAAAAAUUCACGUUUCUUGUAUGAAGACCAUACAAGAAACGUGAUUUUUUUUCUGUAUUGAUAUGUGUUUUGUUUACAGACUAAAGAGAAAUCUGGAUUAACACGCAAUAAAAUGUGUAUGGUGGGAUUGAAAGUUUAUCAUGAGCUUUUACCGCUGGCUAAAACCAUCGAUUCGGAUCUCUACUACCAAUAAAUAAUGAGACAAGCAAGAAAUAGAAUAAAAACGCCUGGCAUUGAUAAUCAGAAAAGGAGUGAUCUUUCAUCAUGAUAACGCCAGGUCACAAGAUUAGUUCUCUGUUUGAGACUUUCAAUACACACUAACAUUCCUAAAAAUCCAGUAUUUGCUUGAGUACUUAAAACUGGUUUAAAAGUUUUAGUCAUUAUUUUCUUUUGUUGCUUGUGUUCUUUAAAAGAAAGCUUUCUGGAGGUUUUAAUAUUUAAGUUUAUAAUUUUUUUUUUUCAUUAUAAAUGGGAUGACUAAAUCCAUGUUCCUUCAAAUCUCUGGUAUUGAAUAUAUCAAAUAUAACUACUUGUCACAUUUUUUUAAUCAAAAUCCCAAUAUUUCUACAGCAACGUUUAUUUUUUUAUGUCACUACCUAUAAGAUGGUAACAAAUUAUCGAACAGAAUGGACCCAUAUAUAUUAUAAUUAAAUGUAAUAAGACUUUAAAAAAAAAAGUCUUGUAUUUGUAUACAAUAUACGAAGAAACUUUUUCCCCGGUAUACUAACUAAAGGUGUAACAAAAUAGUACUUAAUAACUUAGGGAAUGAUUCUGCCCGUCAACGUGAAUAUUUUUUGUUAUGGGAUCAUCUUCGAAAUUUUCAAUUUAUACGUGAUAGACCCAUACUGCAGCUAUAUUACUGGUAUAGUUGUAGCACGAAUGGGUCAGCUCUACCGGGGAAGGACCACGCUCUCACUGAAUACCAGUGUAAAAUAGGAGCUUAACGCUGCUGUGUUUCCUAUGGUGAGUGUAGAGAACAGGAGACCCUUUUUACUCGAAACGAGGCAUUCCAUCUUAGUCCUCAGGGGUUGCAACGCAUCUGCAUUUUGAUUCUUAACCGAGGAUAGAUGUAUAUGUCUAUGGGCCACAGCAACCACUUUCCAUUAGGUGAACUGAGUGCUCGUUUGUCACCCUGAUCCUAUAAAAAAUAUCUCAAAGUCAGUUAUUCCAUACAAAAUUUCGUACAAACUUGCUCAAAAUGUAUGGAAGACCUGAUUUUUCUUGCGAUUUGGAAGAUAUCUAUAGUAAAAGUUGUUCAUUUAGACGCGUAGAAUCGAAAGCAUAUUUUGAUUACACACUAUACGUAACAAUUUUUUUAAAUAAUUUGUGAAUGUUAGUUAGACAUGUAAAUAAAAUCAUUAAACUGAUAAAAAGGAGGCCUAGAUAUAACCUAUACAUAAUUUACACAAAUAUAUUUUAUUAAUAAAAUAUACAUUUUUAAGUAUUUCUGGAAUACAUUCAUAACUAUGAACUUAACUACUAAGCCAUAGCAUAAAAUAAAUUUUCCCGUUAAUCGGGUAAUAGUUAAGCUGUUGGCAUAUACAAUUUUUCACGUCAUAUGGCAGCUGUACACGCUCGUCUCGUCGCGUCGCGUGCCUCUCGUCGCGUAAAGGCUCGACACGAGAGCACACCAUGUACACACUCGUUGUAUCACUUGAACUCCGAAUGCCCGCUGCUAUGGACCUACAAGAAACUGUUGCUGCGUUUUGCCUUUGUCCUAUUAGUUAUUAUAAUUUUUUACACAUUUACCAUAAAAAGAAAAUUAAUAAGCCAUGGCGAAGAAGAAGAUGGUGGAUGGUUUCUAUUCACCGUAACAGAACCAUAAGUACCAUGGAGAAUCAGUUGGCUGAGCUAGUGGCGGAACCCUCUGGUCAAUUUGACAAUUUUACAAGAAUGUCUUUAACAGACUUUCAAUAUUUGUUGCAAAAAGUUUCCCCGUGGAUUUCAAAGAAAAAUACACCAUUCAGAGAUACAAUACCAGCCAAAGUUCGCCUAGCAAUUACUUUGAGAUUCUUGGCUAGCGGAGAUAGCUUUGAAAGUCUACAUUUUUUGUUUAAAGUCUCCAGCUCCAUUAUAUCCAAAAUUAUACCUGAAGUAUGUAUUGCAUUAAAUGGAGUUUUAAAGGAUCAAAUUAGGAUACCACAGGAUCCACAGUCAUGGUUGGAAUUAGCAAAAGGGUUCAGAAAAUUUCCACGGUGCCUUGGAGCUAUCGAUGGGAAACACAUUUGUGAUGCAAUCUCCUGCACAUAGUGGUUCGGAAUUCUACAACUACAAAAGGACUUUUAGCAUUGUACUACUUGCUUUAGUCGACGCCAAUUAUAAUUUUAUAUUUGCAGAAAUUGGUAGUCAGGGCAGAAUUAGUGACGGUGGUGUCUUUCAAAAUUGUCAACUCUGGAAAAAAAUUUGCUCGAAUAAUUUAAAUUUGCCAAUGCCACGACCACUUCCAGGUAGUACAAGAGAAGUUCCAUAUGUGUUUUUAGGCGAUGGAGCAUUUGCAUUAUCAACACAUAUAAUGAAGCCUUUUCCUGGAAGUCAUAAUGAACGAACACCGAAACGUAUAUUCAAUAUGAAACUUUCAUCUUCACGCGUAGUCGUUGAAAAUGCUUUUGGUAUAUUAGCCUCAAAAUUUAGAGUUUUUCGAAAACCAUUGCUACUUGACCCAGAAAAAACCACCAUCAUUACUAUGACUUGUGUACUACUACACAAUUUCUUAAGAAGUAGUAGUUAUUCACACUCAAUAUAUACGCCCCCAGGUACAACAGAUGUUUACGACAGUAAUGAUGUACUGGUUACCCCAGGUUCUUGGAGGAAUGAAAUUGAAGAUACGUGUGCCAUCAGACCCUUGCAACAAAUCCCAAGAAGAUCGGCACUGAAUGCCCAUCAGAUAAGGGACGAAUUUACAACUUAUUUCUUUAACUGUUACAAUAAUGCAUUAUUAAUAAUAUAGUAAGUACAUAUCCAAUUUCUCUGUUUAAAAAUAUCGACAAAAUAUCCAAAAUUAAAUUGAAUGAAUUAUUUACUACAUUUAGUUAUGUACCUUAAUAUUAUUAAACUAAUGAUAAAAAAAUAAACAAUGUUAAUUAAAUUAACGGUUUCAUGUAUGGAAAUAAAUAUUUGGUUACCUGUG
Parnassius mnemosyne (clouded apollo) is the source of this 3527-nucleotide messenger RNA. The record is from the annotation of a GenBank genome assembly. Lineage: Eukaryota; Metazoa; Arthropoda; Insecta; Lepidoptera; Papilionidae.